This is a messenger RNA of Dermacentor albipictus, 2597 nucleotides long. Its product is annotated as solute carrier family 22 member 7-like. Gene Ontology annotation, molecular function: transmembrane transporter activity. NCBI's taxonomy places the organism in Eukaryota, Metazoa, Arthropoda, Arachnida, Ixodida, Ixodidae. Gene Ontology annotation, cellular component: membrane. The record is from RefSeq and is a predicted model, not a curated record. Gene Ontology annotation, biological process: transmembrane transport.
UGAGGAACGUGUGACACCCACCCCCACGUGGAAGAGGCUGCUUCGGCGGAAGGUGCACAGGAAGCAAGGCAGGCAUGCUGCUUGAGGAGGCGCUCCGCGAAGUGGGCGACUUCGGCCGUUUCCAGUGGCUGCUCAUAGUCUACCUGUGCGUGUUUGUGGCCCCACUGCGCGUGCUGCCACUGUUCGGGCACAUCUUCAGCCUGCUUGUGCCGCCGCAUCGGUGUCGCCUGGACCCGCGGCUGCUGGAAACGAUCGAGGGUCUGAGUAACGGGACCAGCGAAGAUGCGGGCCUGUUGCUGGACCUGGCGCUACCACGGGAGCCCGACGGCGCGUUUAGCCGGUGUCGGAUGUACGACACCAACUCCACGCUGGCACUCUGGUUCGACGCCAUGGAAGCAUCGAGAUUAGGGAACGCGUCUACCGUCACCGGAGUCCGCGCGAUCGUGCCGUGCCAGUUUGGAUGGGAGUAUGACUUUUCGUACUUCUACCCCAGCGUGGUUUCAGAGAUGGACUGGGUGUGCGAGAAUUCAUGGAAGGCAUACGUGUCCAACACAGCAUUCUGGGUUGCAACAGCCAUCGGCGUGCUCAUAUGCGGUGACGUCAGUGACAGGAUCGGCCGGGUACCGGUGAUGAUUGGCGUGAACGUGAUGUGCGGCGCCGCCGGCCUGUACACGUACUUCACGGCGGGCUUCGAGCACUUCGUGGUGAGCCGUGUGUUCGUGGGCCUUUUCGUGCUCGCCGUGAGCAUCAUGCCCUUCGUCCUCGUGGUUGAGUACGUGGCUCCAGAACGACGCAUGAUGGUGCUAAGCGCGUUCCAAUUCUCGUACCCACUUGUGGGUGCCGCCUUUCCCUGGAUGGCGUACGCCCUGGCCGAUUGGAGGAUCCUCACCCUGGUCUGCGCCGUGCCCCCUCUGGCGGCUCCUUUGUUUUCCUGGUUUGUCCCAGAGUCGUUACGGUGGCUGGUGUCUAGGGGCAAGGAGCAGCGUUCCAAGAAGAUCUUGUUCACCAUCGCUAAGAUCAACGGCAAAAAACUGUCCGACGACUUCAUGCAGAAAUGCCAGUUUCCUCCUCCAAACGAGGUCCGCAAGACCAAGGCAUCACCAAUUGACAUGCUCAAGACUCGAAACCUCCGGAAAAAUUUUGUGCUGUCCCUCAUAGUGUGGACUUUAGCUUGUCUGGUGUACACGGCCGGUCAGCUGUACGCAGCGAACGCGAGUCACAGUCCAUUCGUGAUGACCACGGCGGUAAACUUGGUGGACAUCGUGGCCACGGGUACGGCGCUUCCUCUAGCCGACCGCUGGGGACGCAGGCCUACUAUGAUGACUGCCUACGCAGCCGCUGCAGUGGCCUACGUGUGUUCCGUUGGAGUACCACAAGAGAGCCUGGCUUUAGGUACAGCGGUGUUCAUGCUGGCGCGGGUGGCCUUGACCAUGGCCUACAACGUGGGUUACCUGUACGCGGCCGAGGUCUACCCGACGGCAGCCCGUUCGCAGGCGCUCUCCUUGCGCCAGGCCUUUGGCUCCGUCGGAAAGUUUCUCAGUUCGCAGGUCACUCAGCUGGCUAUGUACGGCCGUCCCAUCCCGCUGCUGCUGAUGGGCGCCAUGUCAUUCUUGCUGGCGCUGCUCACGUUCCCGAUGCCAGAGACCCUGCACCAGCGGCUGCCCGAGACACUCGAGGACGGCGAGGCGUUCGUGCACGGCCAAAACACGUGCUGCAGCUGCGUACUACUGCAGCAACCACAGCAAUCCUCGUCGCAGCGGACAUCCGCCGGAAGGUCACGCUCGCUGUCUGUCAUCUCGGCUGCCUCGGCAGUGAGCGUCAGCCCCGACUGAGCAGCGCUCGUUCGAACGAAACCAUCGUUCUACGUGGCGAGCAUGUGUACCUCCGAGAAUGACGGAGAGUAAUACGCCUAUACAAGCGAACAGCAGUGGUAGCAAAAGCGCUGCGCGCUAAACGACGGAUGGCGCACCACCACCAUGGAUUUACCUUGGCUCGGUGUCCUGACAAGACAUGAAGUGAACUCCUGGAACGUUUGAGGCUGUAUGUUUUGACGAAUCGCCAUCUAACAUUCUUAACCGUUGACGAUGGUACGCCAUGGUUUCUUGUGGGCGCAGGUGUGUACUAAGCAUAUUUCUUUGUUUCGUGUUUAGAGAGAGUAUUUAUGUCCACAGGGUAUCGGAAUCCUGACAAUGCAUUUCUCCGCAAAGUUCGGGGAAUUUAUAUCUCGAAACUGGGGUCAUCUUGAAAAUUCGUUCCAAGUGGAUCCGCCUUGCGAGCUCCCCGGCUAUAAUUUGUAAAUUGCAAUAUGGGCCAUAAUGUAAUUAGUUAGAAAUUUAAUUAGCGAAUUUUUAUUAAUGAGUCAGUUUUGCAUCUCAAUUUCUCGUGCAAGUAUUGUCCACCGCUUCGAGUAGACCAGCUCAUGAACUAGAAUUGUGAUAUCUGCCACAGGUAACUUUUAAACAUUUUUGAAAGUGUUCUGUCAAACACCCUGUAUAUAAACGCCAUUUACCUCAGAAUUUUUCAUUAAACGUACAUGCAGCAGCCUGUGCAUUUCUUCUGUAAAUUUUUUUUUACAUUUAGCGGUGCUGUUUUUCACU